This is a messenger RNA of Acanthamoeba castellanii str. Neff, 372 nucleotides long. RefSeq lists its product as uncharacterized. Lineage: Eukaryota; Discosea; Longamoebia; Acanthamoebidae. The transcript has 3 exons. The record is from RefSeq and is a predicted model, not a curated record. The coding region runs from base 1 to 372 and encodes 123 amino acids.
AUGGAGGGCAGCGAGACCAUCUUCGACCUCGUGCGCGCCUCUGCGCGGUUCGUGCGGGACAAUGCUCAAGACGUGAAGAUCAACUAUGAUGCCGUUGCUGCCUUUGUGAAGACCCUCGAUCCUGCCGAGUUCGAGAGCAAGGCAGCCUCGCGGGGCUACCCGCUUCGCUUUGCCACGCUUGAGGAGGAGGUGGGCUUCUGGGGCCUUCUCUCCCUGCUUAACUUUGGCAGCGGCUUCCGCGUGCCGCUGCACCAAGCCCGCAACCGGGGCGCCUUCGAGACCAUCCAGCGCGGCCUCAUGGGCAUGUACAUCUCUGGGUUCGGUUCCUGCCCUCCCACCACGACCCACCCUGUUCUGGUGCCAGCUAUCUGA